Molecule: messenger RNA, 1584 nt
Organism: Vitis riparia (riverbank grape)
Lineage: Eukaryota; Viridiplantae; Streptophyta; Magnoliopsida; Vitales; Vitaceae
Exons: 4
Coding region: 1-1584 (527 amino acids)
Source: RefSeq, a predicted model, not a curated record
AUGCGAACUGCUUCUUUCUGCGCAGAACCUCCGCUUGAUCGUCCAGCAGCCUCAGACCUUCCUUUCUAUGAGGGGGUACGGAAGGCAGAUGCCCGGAAACGCAAGGCCCUUCUCAACGAUCGGGAGAAGAAAAGACAAGAAGGGCUUCUGCGGAAGGCUCCGGGUGGGAAACGGACUGCGUCCUCUCCGCCUGCUGGUGCUCCAGCAAAAAAGAAGAAGAAGCUGAGUAAAAAAAGUAAGGGUAAGGCAAUAAAAAUCCCAACUCCUCCAAAAGAGUUUGUACCCCCUCCCAUUGGCUAUGAAAAAGAAUGUAAUAUUGAAGAGCCGGAAAAUCCUCUCCCGUCCUCUGUCUCAACCACUUUCGAAUUUAUUAGGGGCCUUAAUCUUUCAGGGCCCUCGGUGGCGCCAGACGUUCGGAUGGCUCUUCUGGCUGAGGAAGCAGCUUCAAUAAAUCAACCCGGCUCAGCUCACCCGGAUGAGGUUGCCGACUUGCCUCCUGUUACACCCCCAACAGGAGAGAUGGGGGCAGAUAGCCAGGAGUUGCCUGUACAUGAGCCAAGCCCUCGUCCUCUUGUGCCUGUGAAGGGGCCAACUAGGAGAAGUUGCGUCUGGUAUCGAAGUCAGCUGUUCAUCCGUCCCGGAGGGUCAUCCGGAAGGCGAUGUAGUGGAGAUGACGGAAGAGAGCCCGGCCGUCCAGCGCUGGUGCCGGCUGAGGUUCCAAUUCUGGCUCCGGCUGAGGUUCCGGUUCUGGCUCCGGCUGAGGUUCCGGUUCUGGCUCCGGCUGAGGUUCCACCCAGAGAGGCCCAGCCGGUUGAGAAUGUUGAAGGUGUGGUUCCGGAGGAGGAAUCACUCUCUAAUGCCUCCUUGGGAGAGGGUCCUUUUGAUGAUGCCACUUUCAUCCCUGCUAACCCUUUCAGUUAUGCGGAGAUGGAAGAGAAGCUAAAACAGAUUCCCUCUGUUGCAGACGCUGGGGUACCUUCAGCCCUGAUGUUCGAGACAGUAGAGAUGCUGGUGAGUGGCCUUCGCGGUAUGGCUCUUCAACGCAAUCUUCUUUCUGACCUGCUGGAGACUGCUGAGUAUACAAAAUCUUUUGUGUCUCAGCGAAAAAAUGAUGAAGAGAAAUUGCGCUUGAGAGUGGAGCAGGCUGAAGCCAGUUCAUCUACUGCUCGAGAGGAGAACAAGGUUCUUCGGGAGGAGAACGAGGUUCUUCGAGAGAAGAACGAGGUUCUUCGAGAGGAGGUUGCUGAGGUAAAGAGCCGGGAGGAUUCUAUGGAAGUUCGCCUGUUUGAGGCGGAGGAGGAGAUGGCUCUUUUGAGGAGGGAGGUGAGGCACCUCCGGACAGAGGUGUCUAUUGAGAGACGGCAGAGAGAAGAGUUGCAGUUGCGUUUGUCAACGCAAAAGGAAGAGCUGGAGGGUGAAUUUGCUGCGGAGAGGGGGGAACUUGAAGCGGAGUACCAGAAGCAAGUUGAUGAAAUGUACUUGUUCGGCUACCGCUGUUGUAUGAAGAAACAUGGCAUCAAACGGGACGUUCCUUCAAUUCCUCCGGGUGAAUUGGAGAAACUGCACAGCAAACCUGCUCAAUGA